Molecule: messenger RNA, 750 nt
Organism: Marasmius oreades (fairy-ring Marasmius)
Lineage: Eukaryota; Fungi; Basidiomycota; Agaricomycetes; Agaricales; Marasmiaceae
Exons: 5
Coding region: 1-750 (249 amino acids)
Molecular function (GO): oxidoreductase activity
Source: RefSeq, a predicted model, not a curated record
AUGUCUGCUUUCAAUCGCAAAGUAAAGUUGACUGUUGUCAACGACCUGGUAUGCGCAAACUGCGCCAUUGGGCAACACGAGUUGAUCAGUGCAAUAUCGUAUUGCCAGGACGUCCUUCAUCUUCCGUUAACGUUCGAAAUCGAAUGCCUUCCGUUCCGCCUUAUACCCACGAACGUCGUUAAUGAAACGACUUCAAAAAUGAAGAAAUCCGACUUUUUCAAGGCACGUUUUGGAUGCGAGAAAUUCGAGACAAUGAAGGCUAGUAUCCAGAAGUGGUGUGAAGAAAAGAGUAUUCCUUUAACAUACGAGGGUGUUUUGAGCCAAUCGACCCGGGCGCACAGGCUUUCCCGCAAAGCGUAUCUCAUUGGUGGACAAGACAAACAGCUGCCCCUGCUUUGUAAUCUUUUCAAGGUUCAUCUGGAAGAGGGAAAAGAUAUCAGUGAUAUCGAUGUUCUUGCAGAUAUUGCACAGCAGAACGGCAUCAUGACGCGGGAAGAGGCCGUUACUUUCCUCCAUUCUAAUGAACUUGAGGCGGAGGUGAAUAAUAUGUGCGACGAAGCACGGUCCAAAGGGGUCACUGGCGUCCCGAUGACCGUUAUUGACGGCAAAUGGGUGCUGAAUGGCGGUCAGUGCUCGGAUGUGUUUGUGCAGGUUUUCAAGAAACUGGCUUACGCUGGCGUACACGCUGCCCCGUCUCCGUUUGCAGCACCAGUUCAAGAGGUUUCGACACAGGUUCAUCUCAGAGCAUAG